Messenger RNA from Notolabrus celidotus (New Zealand spotty), 4592 nucleotides. RefSeq names its product oxysterol binding protein-like 5 (gene osbpl5). Gene Ontology annotation, molecular function: sterol binding. Gene Ontology annotation, cellular component: intracellular membrane-bounded organelle; cytosol; membrane. The record is from RefSeq and is a predicted model, not a curated record. The coding region runs from base 416 to 3025 and encodes 869 amino acids. Gene Ontology annotation, biological process: phospholipid transport. NCBI's taxonomy places the organism in Eukaryota, Metazoa, Chordata, Actinopteri, Labriformes, Labridae. The transcript is spliced from 23 exons.
AUGUUUAAUGUGCUAACUUACGCUACCAGCUAACGAGGCUGUGGUAGCACUAAAUGGAAGCUGAUUUCGCUUUAAUAUGGUCGGUAGUUUUCCACAUUUAAACGCCUCAACAGUGUAAGGAAUGUGAUCAGUGGUAGUGUUAACGUUAUCGGUGUCUUUUGGUGUGUCGCCUGGCUGGGUAGUGGCUAACGUGUCAAGCUAGCUCCAUAAAGUGAGCCCACAUCUCCACGUUAGCAGACCGAGCCCCAUGCGGCCGUUGCGGCUCGGUUGUCACUCGUUUGCAUGGCAACCGUGGAGCUUAUCGAUGUGUAGGGUGGUGACAAGCAGCGGCAGGUGAGACAGGCUGCUCCCACAAAGGCCUCUGGAUGCAGUGUCUCCUGCGGCUCAGGUGAAAGAGGACGAGCAGGUUGUCAGCAUGAAGGAGGAGAAUCUAUUCCAGCGGAGGUUUUCACUUUGCCCCAAUGCCACCUCCCCGCCCAAAAUUGACCCCCGCUCCCUCACCCGGAACCUGUCUUAUGGAGGAGACAACGACCUCUGUAACCUCAGCCCAGGCAGUGACACAGACAGGAACGGCCUCUCCAUGCUGAGUAAUGAACUUAGUCCUGCCCAAUCACCAGGCAGCAAGUCUGAGUCCAGGAUGUUUAAUGGAGUUGAGAAGGACUGCCCCUCCCCAACAGAGAAGCUGGCCAGGAAGGAGUCUCUUAAGGUCCAAAAGCAGAAUUACAGGCAAGAGAAGAAACGGGCUGCCAAGGAGCUGUUUAGCGCACUGAAGGACCCCAGUGUUGUCAUUAUGGCUAACUGGCUAAAGAUUCGUGGCUCUCUAAAAAGUUGGACCAAGCUAUGGUGUGCCCUGAAGCCUGGAGUUCUUUUGAUCUAUAAGACCCCAAAAACAGACCACUGGGUUGGCACCAUCCUGCUCAGUGCAUGCAAGCUGAUUGAGAGACCCUCAAAGAAGGACGGCUUCUGCUUCAAGCUCUUCCACCCGCUCGACAAAUCCAUCUGGGCAGUCAAGGGUCCCAAAGGAGAGAACGUUGGCUCCAUCACGCAGCCUCUACCCAGCAACUACCUGAUCUUCAGAGCAGCAUCUGAGUCUGACGGUCGGUGCUGGAUGGAUGCCCUGGAGCUGGCUCUCAGCUGCUCCAGUCUGUACAAGCUGACAGCCAAAGCAGGGAGAGAGGCAGAUAUCAGCACGUCUUCAGAGUCAUCCCAUAUACUCCACCUGCUGCAGUCCACCCAGCUCACCGAAUCAGAGCUGUUACAGUUGAAUGAAACAGUGCUGCUGGGCAAUCACCACAUGGAGCAUGACGGUUUUUCUGACAAAUCAGAGCGGGAGGCUCAUGAUGACUGGGACACUACGGCUAACGAGAACGGUGGAAGGCUGACAGAGGAGAGCGACAUGGACCAAUCAGACGAGCUGUCGCCCGGCCCACAGGCCACAGCCUAUGUAGAGCAGAGCACAGAGGAGAUGGCUGAGGCUGGGGAGGCGUCUCAGGUAGAGACGGUGUCAGAGGAGAACAAGGGUCUGAUCUGGAGCUUGCUGAAGCAGCUUCGGCCGGGUAUGGACCUUUCCAAGGUGGUGCUGCCCACCUUCAUCCUGGAGCCUCGCUCUUUCCUUGACAAGCUGUCUGACUACUACUACCAUGCCGACCUUCUCUCACAAGCUGCACUGGAGGAGAGUGCAUAUGGUCGGAUAAAGCAGGUGUUGAGAUGGUACUUGUCUGGUUUCUACAAGAAGCCUAAGGGUCUGAAGAAACCUUACAACCCGAUCCUUGGAGAAACAUUUCGCUGCUGCUGGCUUCAUCCUGAAACUGACAGCUGCACAUUCUACAUAGCUGAACAGGUGUCCCACCAUCCACCCAUCUCUGCCUUUUAUAUCUGCAAUAGAAAAGAUGGUUUCUCCAUCAGUGGGAGCAUCCUGGCCAAGUCAAAAUUCUACGGUAACUCUCUGUCAGCCAUUCUGGAUGGAAAAGCUAGGCUGCUGUUCCUGAGCAGGGAUGAGGAGUAUGUCAUCACUAUGCCCUACGCCCACUGCAAAGGUAUCCUGUACGGCACCAUGACACUAGAGCUAGGAGGGAAGGUUACUAUUGAGUGUGAGAAGACAAAGUGUUUCACUGAGUUAGAGUUCAAACUCAAGCCUUUCCUUGGAGGCCCCUGCUCUGUGAAUCAGAUCAGUGGGAAGAUUUAUGUUGGAGAGGAGCUGCUGGCUACAGUUGAUGGACACUGGGACAGUGAAGUGUUCAUACACGAGAAACGUUCGGGCCAGCAGGAGACGUUGUGGAACCCGAGCUCUGACAUUCGCAGCAGCCGACUCAAAAGACAAGUGGUACAAGUAGAACAGCAGGGAGAGUUUGAGUCUGAAAGACUGUGGCAGCAUGUAACCAGUGCCAUCAUGGACCGGGACCAGCUAAGGGCCACCCAGGAGAAGUUUGUGCUAGAGGAAGCUCAGCGGAGAGAGUCCAGGGAGAGAGGAGACAAACCCUGGACCUCCAAACUUUUCCAACAGGACCUCGUCACCUCUGAGUGGACCUACAGGCACAUGGACUUGCAGCCGUGGGACCCUGAGCGCUCUCUGGUUCAGUUUGAGAAGGACGGAGUGAUUCAGACGCAAGAGAAGAGCCAGAGGCAGCACAUUGGACUCUCCUACAGCCACAGCUGGACCAGCCAACAGAAGGCUGAGGUGAAUGGGAAACGCAGAAAGGCGAGCAGCCAGCCGUCCAGCUGCAGCCAGAACACGGAGAGCAGUAGCACCACACCGGAGCCCACACACGAGUCCUCGGACAAUGAAGGGUUCUCUAACCAGUGUGCACGGUGCAGUAAAGAGACGAAGGACAUCGCUCUGAUUGAGGCCUCAAUCACAUCCAUACAGAAGACACAGCAGGACAUCCAGAGGAACCUGGUUGCUCUGAGUCGUCAGAUGGCACGUCAGAGGGCGUCAGAGGAUGGGGUCUCAUUGACAGGCCGUCACUGUCUUAUCCUCUGCGUCGUCCUCCUCUCACAGUUACUCCUCAACUACGUCUUCACCUGAGCCCGCUCCUCAAGAAGAGUUCCCCUCCGACACUGAUCUGUCACAACAUCCCUCCAAAAAGCACAGACUCCAAUCAGCAGACGAGGGCAGAAACCUCAGAUCAGUGCUAGGAGGGCACAUUUUUCCUCUUUGUUUCCUCUGGGAGGGGAGGAACACGGACAUUUAAAGCAAUAAACACAGCCACAGCCGCCGCCUGUCAGUCAUCUGCAGAGAGGAAUGGCAUCCCCUAGUGUAGCCAGACUGAAACAGCACCGGCACCCAUGCACUUUGGACAGGAAGAGGAAGGAUGAGUGACCAGCACGGCUCAAAAGUUUCAAAAUAAAAGAUGAAAUGAAUGACAGUGAUGAAGAAUGAUUUUGCAAAAAGAAAUGACAGAUAGGAUGUCUCACCAUUCCUUAGUGUCUUUUUUUAUAUUGCCCUGCAAUACUUUUGUGUCUGUUUGUGUGCCUGUAUGUGUGUUUUCUUCGAACCUGCAGCACAUUAGGCCCUAUAGGUGCAGGCAGAACCCCACCUGGAUGUCUCCUACACCCCAUCCGCUCCAGAUUUCUGGGCCUUAACGCUAAAGCCAAAAAAGAAGAAGAAGAAAAACAAACAGAAGGAAAAUCUUCCAACAGUGCAAUUCUGUGUGUUUUGUAUCACGUACGCUUGAACACACACUGUCUCGUCUUUUAAUGAUGAUAACUUUACCAAAACAGUAUUUAUAAUCUGGGAGGACAAAGAGUACUUGUUUACAGGGAGCACUGUGUGUGUUUGUAGUGACACAUAAGAAGAGAGGAGGCAGGGCAGAGAGCCAAACAGAGUGUCUUUGUAUUUGUGUGCCUGUAGUGCUGUAACUGAACGGAUAAUAGCUUAGCACUGCUGUGGUGUAGACCAUGACACUAGUGUGUACAAUCAGUUACGUACAGAAGCAACAAGAGGAGGGAGAGAUGGAGGAAAGAGUGAAAACAAGAAGACAAAAAUGAGUACUUUGGUCUAAUGGAAUGAGGUUGUGUGUGUAUCUUGGUCCACACCGUGUUUAAGUGACUGUUUAAAGAUGUAAACACUUAGCAACGAGUUGUUUGUUUUGUCUUUUAAUCAAACUGUAUAUAUUUGUCUGAACUUCUGUGUUUCAAAAAGAGAUUUCAGAAUGUAUUUAUUGGGUGAUUAACCUUGACUUUCCUAAUCUGAUUCAGCUUGGAGGAUGGAGACCAGGGCUGACAAUCGCUCUCCCAGUGAUGUGUGUGUUAGUUGUAUUUGUGUGUGCGAGUGUGUGUGUGUGUGUGAGUGUAAGGGAGCACAUGUGUGCGAGUAAGCCAUUAUGGUUGAGCUAUAAAAAAAAAAAGCCAGAUCUGUGAUCUUGGCUUUUACCAGUAUGUAACCCUUGAGUUUCAGUCUCCAUUGCCAGUCUCUCUGAUUGAGAGAGGUGAACACAAGAAGGAAGUCGACUCUUUGAAUGCUUUUAUUUACACUUCAAUUUGUUCAUUCUUUCAUUCUUUUCCUGUUUUUCUACUCUACUGCCAUGUUGUGGGACUGUACAUGCCAGAUAUUUUGUCAUGAUACUACAGAAAACAUGAACAUUUUAACCCUG